This is a messenger RNA of Asterias rubens (European starfish), 1478 nucleotides long. Its product is annotated as G-protein coupled receptor moody-like. NCBI's taxonomy places the organism in Eukaryota, Metazoa, Echinodermata, Asteroidea, Forcipulatida, Asteriidae. The coding region runs from base 95 to 1231 and encodes 378 amino acids. Gene Ontology annotation, molecular function: G protein-coupled receptor activity. The transcript has a single exon. Gene Ontology annotation, biological process: G protein-coupled receptor signaling pathway. The record is from RefSeq and is a predicted model, not a curated record. Gene Ontology annotation, cellular component: membrane.
UUUAGUUGUUCAACUGGCCACAGACCCUGACAGACGAAUAUUUUGGGAGCCUUUACUACCAGACGAAAACAGCAAACCGAAAGACUUAGUGACAAUGGCUAUCCAGUUCAAUUCAACAAUUCCUUCAAUGGAAGACUUUGAUGAAAACUUUACUUCUUUGACGACGGGUACAAGUAGUGAGACAACAGAAGCUGUGGGACUCCACCCUUAUGGUGUUAUAGUGACCAUUGCCUGCUUGUGGAUCUUGAUCGCAGUGCUAGGUAUCAUUGGAAACUUGCUGGUGAUUCUGUCGGUGGUCCUGAGUAAGAGUGUCCGAACAAUGACCAAUGUCUUAGUGGUCAAUCUUAGCGUGGCCGAUCUAUGGACCUCACUGUCUCUCCCUUGGAAUGCUGUAGCACUGUUGAGUGACGGCACCUGGCCCCUACCAAGUCUAAUCCCAUGCCAGGUAGCAGCAUUUAUGUGGCACACUGGUCUGGGUGCUAGCCUCUACAACCUGGCCCUGAUCUCUGUCAACCGCCUGGUCAGGAUUACCCGCCCGGGCCUCUACUCAAGGCUCUUCACACCCUUUAAGAUGGCCAUCAUCGUCACCCUCUCCUGGCUUCUCUCAUUCUUCGUCAUCUUAUUCCCCAUUGCCAUCGGUAUCGGCAGCUUAGGACAUGACCUCAGGGACGACACAUGUACGGACCAAGACCUGCACCCCAAAGCAGACGAAUACAACCUCAUCCAGACCAUUGGGUUCUUCCCUGUUCCAAUGCUAACAGUUAUCAUCAGCUACCUUAUCAUCUACAUCCACGUUAGGCGUCACUUUAAGAAGCGGGUAUACAAGAAAAGCAACAGCUCCUCCAGGCCAUUUGAUGCAAGCCAAGCUAGCCAGUCCAGCGUGGUGUCGAUGCCAACGUCUGGCUCAGAUGUACCGGCAGUGCUAGAGAAAAACAAGUUCAGCCGCCAGCAGCUUCAGAUCACCAAGAAUCUCUUCUUGACCUUCUGUGCCUUCUCGCUCUGUAUCUCGCCCUACUUCAUCUCCCUCUUCAUACCAAGCAGCAAGAAGUUUGCGCUGUACGGUGCUACAAUCCUCCUAUGCAACAGUUGUAUCAACCCCAUCAUCUAUACUGCUAACCACCCGCAGUUUAUGAAGGUACUUCGACCUAUGAUAAAAUGCAGGUGGUCUGAAAUACCACAGCCAUCCAAAGCUCUUCAAUAUCUCAAGAAUAAACUGGGUCAAGACGGCUGAUCAAUGAGUAAAGUUAAGCCUAUUUUCAUCUAAUUGCUUUUUCCCGUUGAGAUGCAUUCUAACUAUUUUGCAAUUUUUUAAAAAUACUAUUGCAUUUAUGCUUGAAUUUUAUAAGUAGCCUAAGUAAGAAAAAUUAGUUUUAGAAUGACUUGUUAAUUCUCAUCCAAGAAUAAGAUGUAAUGUUGUUCGCACAGACAUAGGUGAACGACCGAACCGGUGCGGGCGGGGGGGGGGGGGGGGAAACUGC